Acanthochromis polyacanthus (spiny chromis) is the source of this 5448-nucleotide messenger RNA. RefSeq names its product Rho GTPase activating protein 29a (gene arhgap29a). Gene Ontology annotation, molecular function: GTPase activator activity. Gene Ontology annotation, cellular component: cytoplasm. Lineage: Eukaryota; Metazoa; Chordata; Actinopteri; Pomacentridae. The coding region runs from base 351 to 4445 and encodes 1364 amino acids. The record is from RefSeq and is a predicted model, not a curated record. The transcript is spliced from 23 exons. Gene Ontology annotation, biological process: signal transduction; activation of GTPase activity.
AAGGCAGGACUCCACACAAAAUCGUCUGCGCUCAGACAGACACACACCAAUCACAAGUUCCAGCCCGCAUCACAUGGAGAGGAGACUUUUCUACAGAUCAGAGCUGAGCUGGACACUGACGGAGUUUGGGAUGAAGCAGUGAAACAGAAGGAGAGCCUUUGUGGAUUAAUUUAUCUCUUCGUUUUGGCCGUCGGACACUUUUUACGCUUCAAGGACUUGUUCGGCUGCGAUGUUUCAGGAUCCAACAGCAGUGUUCUUCAUCCCUGCUGUGGUGCCGUGUUUGGUCUGAGAACGAAGCUGAACCAAAGGAUCCCAGGUGCCGGGCCUGAGGGCCGCUGGACUGAGAAGGCAUGCUUGCUGCCAUGCUGCGGCAGAGUACCGGUGGUGGAUCAGGAGGAGGAGGCAGCGGUGGUGGUGGAGGAGGUGGUGGAGGUAGUGGAACCAAGUUGUCUCUAGGCAUCUCCCGACUCUCCAGCUCCAGCAUGGGAUCGUCCGGCUCCUCCAGGGUCUCUAAAAGCGGCUUGGUGACCUCGGACAACCCAGACGUCCCCACCUCAGACCCGCACUACAUCAUGCAGUUGGUCAGCGAUGUGCGCAAGUUUGCUGAUGUGCUUCUGCAGCUCAAAGAAGUGUUCAACUCCAAAGAGCACCAGGACUGCCUCCAUCAGGCGGUCCACGAGCGGCUCGGUGAGCUGCUCCGAGUCCUGAAGGCCAUUAUCAGCAAACACCAGAGCCUCAACUCGGUGGACAUCCUCAGUACGGCUGGAACCGUCAUCGCCUCGGUCAAAGGAGUGAACUUUAAGGAGGUGAACGAAGAGAACAAACAGAAGCUUUUCGGGGAGAUCUACACCGCUAUCGACACAUUGGCGUUCACUUUUGGCAAUGUAGUGUCUGACUUCCUUAUGGGAGAUGUAGAGAAUGGAUCAGUGUUGGGGCUCCCCCUGACUAAGAGAAGCAGGUCUUUUGAGAACCUCUCUGUGGAAUCUGGAGGAUCCGGUCCUGAGAAAGAUGAUCCGCCAGGGCCGUCUCCACCGGUUCGGGCCGAAGAGGUGGACCGGACGCUGCAGCGGCAGGACAGCGGAGUGGAGUCAGCGCUGCUCUACGCCAAAGCAUGGUCCAAGUACACCAAAGAGCUGCUGGCGUGGGUGGAGAAGCGCAUCAGCAUGGACAUCGAGUGUGCAAAGAGUUACACCAAAAUGGCUGAAACUGCCAAGACGCUUGCAAGUCAGCAGGAAUUCAUGCCUUUCUGUGAGAUCUACACGACAGCUUUCAAAAAUGACAUUGAAUACAGCCACCUGGUACUUCACACUGCAGCAGUACUCCAAAGCAACAAAUUCAUACAGCCUCUCCUGGCCAGAAAAAAUGAGCUGGACAAACUACGAAAAGAGGUGAAGGAGCAGUGGCAGAGAGAGCAAAAGAAAAUGCACGAAGCAGACAGCGCUCUGAGGAAGGCUCGGCUGCUGCAGACCCAGCGGCAGGAGGAAUAUGAGAAGGCCAAGGUGUCCACCAGCCGACUGGAGGAGGAGCAGGCCGGAGGAGGAGCAGCAGCAGCCAAGCAGCUGGAGAAGAGGCGGAGGCUGGAGGAGGAGGCCCUGCAGAAGGCCGAGGAGGCCAGGGAGCACUGCAAAGCCUGUCAGGUUGACGUUGGGGUGAAGAGAAUCGAUCUGGCCAACACCAAGAGCGAGAUCAUCACCCAGAUCCGAGAGAUGGUCUCCCAGUGCGACCUCACCCUCAAGGCUGUGACUGUCAACUGGUUUCAGCUGCAGCAGGCCCAGGUUGUAUCUCUGCCCGUCAACCACCAGAGUCUGUGUGAAAACGCCAAGCAGUACGAGCCUGGACAGCGCUACAUCGACUAUGUCCGGAGUUUGCCCACCGACGUGCCUCGCCUGGAGUCUCAUUCGUUUGAUACCGCUGCCACGCAAAACACAGGGAUGCCUCUCAACAAGCGCUCGCUGACUGGCAGCCACUCCUCCCACAGUAACCUGUCGCAGGCGUCUGUGACCUCUGACCUCCUGGGUGGAGACGACGUGGACGGUCCCAUUAAUGCGCAGCACGCCAAGAUUGCAGAAAGACGCUCCAAUGGCAGCACCGACGGUCAAGCUCUUCGGAUUCAGGGUCCGUUUCGCCCCUGGACCUCGGCCAAUCAGGGUGGAGGGAUGUGCAGCGACUCGGAAAGUGCUGGAGGGAGCAGUGAGUCCCGAUCCAUGGACUCACCCACUGCAAGCCCAGGGGACUUCAAGAGGAGAUUACCCAGAACCCCCUCCACCGGCACCAUGUCGUCUGCUGAUGACCUGGAUGAGAGAGAGCCUCCCUCCCCCUCUGAUAACGGUUUAAGUGAGAUGAUAAUAGAGACCGCCAGCUCCCCAGGACCCUUUAGAAACACCCAGAUGUCCAAAGCAGCCCAAACCCACAAGCUGAGGAAGCUUCGAGCGCCUUCCAAGUGCCGCGAGUGCGACAGUCUGGUGGUGUUUCACGGAGCAGAGUGCGAGGAGUGUUCGCUGGCCUGUCAUAAGAAGUGUCUGGAAACCCUGGCCAUCCAGUGCGGCCAUAAAAAGCUCCAAGGGAGGCUUCAUCUCUUCGGCAUUGACUUCAUACAGGCGGCUAAGAACAGUCCGGAUGGCAUCCCCUUCAUCAUCCGGAAGUGUACAUCAGAAAUUGAGAACAGAGCGCUCAACAUCAAGGGUAUCUACCGGGUGAACGGUGCCAAGUCUCGGGUGGAGAAGUUGUGCCAGGCUUUUGAGAAUGGCAAGGACCUGGUGGAGCUCUCUGAACUGUAUCCUCACGACAUCAGCAACGUCCUCAAACUCUACCUGCGACAGCUUCCAGAGCCGCUCAUCCUGUUCCGCUACUACAACGACUUCAUCGGUUUGGCUAAGGAGAGCCAGAGUAUCAUAGUGGAGGAGCUAGAAGCGUUGCGGCUUAGUCCCACCCCUGUGAACCCGGCCCAGGUCAGCGUGGAGCUCAACCGAGUCUUGUUCAAGAUCAAGGAUCUGCUGAGACACCUGCCCCCAGCUCAUCACAAGACACUGCAGUUCCUCAUCGAGCAUCUCCACAGGGUGACGGAGCAAUCAGAGGAGAACAAGAUGACAGCCAGCAAUCUGGGCAUCAUCUUCGGCCCGACGCUCAUCAAGCCGAGGCAGGCGGAUGCAGAAGUCUCCCUGUCCUCUCUGGUAGAUUACCCCUAUCAGGCACUCAUUGUGGAGCUGCUGAUCCGACACUACCAGAUGAUCUUUGACACCCCCCUCAGUCCUCUAAGCGGUAACUCGCCCACAGAGGCUGAUGCACAUUCGCGCCCCGAUACCCGCUUCACCCACCAGGAGAAGGAGCAGCGGCUGAGCAGGCACUCCAAGUCGCUGGGAGACAUUAAAGAGCAGAGCUCUAAGGUGUUCAAGAGACAUUCUUCCAUUAUUCCUUCUUCGCACUUAUUGACUGAGGUUGAGGAGGCGAUGCCGAGUCUCGAUGGAAGUGACUUUGAACCUGCUGAUGAAAUGGAUUCAGAGACCUUCAAUGGAGUUUUGUCAUCAAGUGUCCCUGACGUCCCCAAAACCGGUGAGCGAGGCCUCAGUCGCUCUCAUCACAUCACAGUCACCAGGGUCCAGCUUCGACACCCACGCAGCAAACUCUCCUCCCGGCCGGCCAGCUUGCCGGCCGAUCGGAUCCUCAGCCGAGGCCAAAUAGACGAUCACAACACCCGGAACAGCGAUGAGCAAGACGACAGGAGAGCGGGCAGCUGUGACCAGUCCAUCGAAGAGGUGGACGAGACUGAAAAUACAAAAUUGCGAGCUGGCACGCAUUACCGGAGUACAUUUAUCGACACCCAGACGUUACGCAGAACUUGGGACAAACAGUACAAGCAUGAAGUUUCUUCUAGAACUGUCAGAAUCGUGGCCAGUUCGUCCACGGAGAGUCCAGCUGUGGACGCCAGCAACUUAUCAGUGUCUGUGCCGUCAGCCUUCUCUCUGGGAACUACAGGAAACACUAUUAGCACCCUCUACCCCAACAGACCUUACACAGUCGCAGUGCGACCCAGCAGGACUUUGAGAAGGGAGGACAAUGUCACCAAGUACAGCCCCAUUGCAACCGCUUUCAGGGCUCCCAGGACUCUCCAGCCUCCCCCAGGAACAUUCUACAAACCUCCGUCAGGGAGCAAAGCUAAGGCGCUGCAGAACUGUGUGUUAGCUAACAGCGCUGAGGAAGAGGAUGAGGAGGAGGAUGAUGACGAUGAGGAUGAGGAGGAGGAGGAGGAGGAGGAACUGGGGAUUGAGAUAGAGGUGUCUGUGGACGAGCCUCUUGAGGGGGACAUUGAGGAGGAGCAGGCUGCCAUCUCUCAGUCUCCCAGUUCAAGCCCUGAGGAACUGGGCCCAAACCAGGCCAAACCGGUGUACCAGAGACUAAGACCCAGACGCCUCCAAGAGGUAGAACACAGAGAGGCUCAUUUUGUUUAAUCCACUUUAGGUCAUGGUCUACCAGAGCUCAGUGAUCAAAUAAAGACAAUGUGUGCCAUAUGAUUUUAGAGGAACGCGAAGAAAACAUCCGCAAAGAAAAACAUAUGAUUGUGGGCACUGUGUGUAGAGUUAUCAUACCCAUUAUUGUACUUUCGGUCCUCAAAAGACAAACAGGAUGCACUUAAAAUGCUGUAUAUUUUUAACAUGAUCCACAGACCCUUCAUUUACCAAUCACUCGCUCAGUACACUCUGGCACCUGGUCAGAAUAUUUAUAAUUUUUUUUGAAACUGUGCAAUUACAUUUUUUUUGUUUGAAUAUUUUGUAUAAAGUUCUUAAAGGCUCAGUAUCUAUGUAUGUUUAUAUACCAAAAAAAGAAGAAGCUAUGUUUGAGAAGUUACAAAAGUGCAUAUAGCCACAACACUGAAAAGAUUUUGGUGCACUUAAAGGACAUCAAUACUCUUCCACAAAUCGUUGUCGGAGUCGUGUGUUUUACCUACUGUGAGUAAGAGUGUUUUAAACUGUUACGCGUAGGUUGUAAUUAAUCAUUUUGCUAAUAACCUGUGUAUAAAGCAAUAUAAUGAUGUUUGUUACAUGCAGUACUGGGUGUCUGUACUGGCAUUUGGUAAUGUUAUGAAGCACCAGUUGCAAAGGGUAAACUUCCACUUGUUUUUAUACUGUUGAACUUGGAUGGUGUCAACUUCUCUGAAAAGCUUUUAGAAAUGCCACUGGAUUCUGUCUUGGCAUUAUUAUUCUUGAUUUUAAUAUAACAUUGACAUUCUUAAUAGCCAAAGCUGUUUUUUGCAACCUAAUUAGUCCCAUCAGUAACUGAAAUCUUACAGGUUCUAUGUAAGUAUUAGGAAGUACAUCAUUUAUUUAAAUGGUAUCUGUUUCUCAUGGUAAUGUACAAGGUUGACAGAAUGUUGAAAAGUUCAGUGUAAGAAAGCAGGUACACGAAAACAAACACCCUUUUUGUAACUUAUUAAAAUAUAUCUUACAACUUUCA